ACCUCCAUUAUUGCCAUCCCCCGCUCACUAUCACAAAGCCACACUGGAAUACCUUGCUUUGCCUGCGCCCGUUCGUGCCCACCCCGGCCGUCGUCCUGCGUUGGUGGCCUCGCUCCCUCGCCGUCUCGCGGUCUUGACCUAGUCCAUAUCGAACUCAAGCCGCCGGCGCGGGACCCAUCGCUACAUUGCCGGCUACACAAGUUCUCAUCUCACGCACCCUUGGGCUGGUCCACGGUGGACCGUCCACCACUCACCUUGCCGCUCUCUCCCGCCCCUCGCCACUGCAGGUGAUCGAUCGAGCAUGGCGCUGGCCGGCUUCGUCGUCGGCCUCCUUGCGGCCAUACUGUCUCUACUCUUCUUCUCCCCUGCAGAUGCGGCGGGCGGGGUGGGGGUGAACUACGGCAGGGUGGCGAACGACCUGCCGGACCCGGCGUCGGUGGUGAACCUGCUCAAGCAGAACGGCAUCACCAUGGUCAGGAUCUACGACGCCGACCCCGGGGUGCUCCGGUCGUUCGCCAACACCGGCAUCAAGAUGAUGGUGAUGCUGCCCAACGAGAAGCUGGCCGACGCCGCGCGGGACCGGCGGUACGCGCUCGACUGGGUGCGGAGCAACGUGUCGGCGUACUACCCGGCCACCCAGAUCCACGCCCUUCAGGUGGGCAACGAGGUGUUCGACUCGAGGCCGGACCUGGCCUGGAGCCUCGUCCCGGCCAUGGACAACCUGCAGAGGGCGCUGGCGGACCUCGGCCUGGCCGACGCCGUCAAGGUGUCCACGCCGGUGGGGUUCGCCGCGGUCGCCGUGUCGUGGCCGCCGUCCGACGGCAGGUUCCGGGACGACGUCGCGGAGCCGGUGAUGAGGCCCAUGCUCGAAUUCCUGCAGCGGACCGGUUCCUACCUCACUAUCAAUCUCUACCCCUACUUCGCCUACGCCGAUCAACGGAGCAACGCCAUCUCCCGCGACUUCUUCUUGGGGAACCCCAACCCCGGCGAACGCGACCCCAAGACCGGCCUCGUGUACUACAGCCUCCUGGAUGCCCAGCUCGACGCCACCUACUUCGCCAUGGACAAGCUGGGGUUUACCAGUUUAAGUGCAUACAGUGGGGAGACCGGAACGCCGGCCAGCGGUGGACGACACGGACACCACCCCAAACCCGCGGUCGGGAGCUUAUUGACGGCCAGGAACGGCGACCCGCCGGCGGCGUCGAAAGAAAACGCGCAGGCGUACAACAACAACGUCAUCAACCGCGUGCUCUCCGGCAGGACGGGCACCCCGCACCGGCCGGACGCCGACAUGGACGUUUACAUCUUCGCCCUCUUCAACGAGAACCAGAAGGGCUCCGGACCGGACGACAUCGAGCAGCACUUCGGCCUAUUCUACCCGAACCAGACCAAGGUGUACGAGUUCGACUUCCACGGCGGCGCGUUGCCUCCGCCGCCGGCGCCGGCGCCGUCGAGCUGGUGCGUGGCGAACGAGGCCGCCGGGGACGCGCGGCUUCUGGAGGCGCUCAACUAUGCCUGCGCCAACGGCGCCGACUGCAGCGCCAUCCAGCCCGGCGCGCCGUGCUUCGAGCCCGACACCAUGGUCGCGCACGCCUCGUACGCGUUCAACAGCUACUACCAGCGCAACGGCCGGGCCAGCGGGACGUGCGACUUCGCCGGCGCCGCCUACGUCGUCUACAACGAACCAGCUGGAACCUGUGACCCGAACACGAGCUGGUGCGUGGCGAACGAGGCCGCCGGCGACGCGCGUCUUCUGGAGGCGCUGAACUAUGCCUGCGCCAACGGCGCCGACUGCGGCGCCAUCCAGCCGGGCGCGGCGUGCUUCGAGCCCAACACCAUGGUUGCCCACGCCUCGUACGCGUUCAACAGCUACUACCAGCGCAAUCACCGGGCCAGCGGGACGUGCGACUUCGCCGGCACCGCUUCCGUCGUCUACCAUGCGCCAAAGUACGGAAACUGCGUGCUACCAUCAAAGACUUCGAUUGAACAAGCAACAGCAAAGUCGGAAGUCUAUGCAGCCAUCUGAUCCCGUGUUUUCAACAAUAGUUUAAAAAUGAUAGUUUAGAGGGUUAUCCACACUAUUUUGGCUAUAAUUUAGACUUUUCCCUUUCAAGGAAAUAAAGCAGUCCAGUGUUACCGUCUAUUACGGAACAAGAUAAUAAUGUAAUAAAGUCCGGCAACAGCAAAUCUUUGAUUGGAUCUGCUAGGCAGAUCAUUAGA
Molecule: messenger RNA, 2220 nt
Organism: Panicum virgatum (switchgrass)
Lineage: Eukaryota; Viridiplantae; Streptophyta; Magnoliopsida; Poales; Poaceae
Product: glucan endo-1,3-beta-glucosidase 13-like
Exons: 4
Coding region: 302-2026 (574 amino acids)
Biological process (GO): carbohydrate metabolic process
Cellular component (GO): plasma membrane
Molecular function (GO): hydrolase activity, hydrolyzing O-glycosyl compounds
Source: RefSeq, a predicted model, not a curated record